AGCUCCUCUCACAGCUUCCAGGAGGCUCGGAGAGGGUGCGAGAAGAGUAGCCCAAGGCUGGAGUGCAGGAUCCCAGGUCACAGUCAUGGAAGGGAGAGAGGAUGCGGAGUCCAACUGUGAUGUAGCAUUCGCUGAAGCUCAGAGAUGGGUGGAGGCAGUUACUGAGAAAAACUUUGAGAACAAGGAUUUUCGAGCAUCUCUAGAAAAUGGUAUCCUGUUGUGUGAUUUGAUUAAUAAGCUUAAGCCUGGAAUCAUUAAGAAGAUCAAUCGUUUGUCUACACCAAUAGCAGGUUUGGAUAAUGUAAAUGUUUUUCUGAAAGCUUGUGAAAAGAUUGGAUUGAAGGAAGCUCAGCUUUUCCAUCCUGGGGAUCUACAGGAUUUAUCGAAUCGAGUCACGGUCAAGCAAGAAGAGACUGAUAGAAGAGUGAAAAAUGUUUUGAUUACCUUAUAUUGGCUGGGCAGGAAAGCACAGAGUGACCCUUAUUAUAAUGGUCCUUACCUUAAUCUGAAGGCAUUUGAGAACCUUUUAGGACAAGCUCUAACUAAGGUACUUGAAGACUCCAGCAGUCUGAAAAGGAGUGGCAGGGACAGUGGCUACGGAGAUAUUUGGUAUACUGAACGUGGAGAAUUUCUUAGUCCUUCAGCCUACCACAAAAGAGACGAUUCUUUUGAUAGCUUGGAUUCUUUUGGGUCUAGAUCAUUCACAAGCUGUUCAUCAGAUUUAACUCUGAAAGGGGGCAGUGAAGGUUGUGAGAGUGACACAGAUUCUGAACUCACAUUCAAAAUGCAGGAUUAUAACAAGGAUGAUAUGUCCUAUCGAAGGAUAUCAGCUGUUGAGCCCAAACCUGCUCUACCAUUCAAUCGUUUUUUACCCAACAAAAGUAAACAGCCAACCUAUAUGCCUGCACCACUGAGGAAAAAAAGGCCAGACAAGAAUGAGGAUAAUCGAAGAAGCUGGGCAAGUCCUGUGUACACCGAGGCUGAUGGGACCUUUUCAAGUAAACAGAGGAGGAAAUGGGACACUAAAGUGGAAAACAGGCCAACAAUAAAAGAAACUUCAAACUCCUCUAGCUAUUUGGAGGAGGAGGAGGAAGAGGAAAAAGAUGAAAAAGCAACAGGCAUGCCAAACAUUGUAAAGGAUGAUCUUUAUGUGCGCAAGCUAAGUCCAGUAGUGCCCACUGCAGGGAGUGACUUUGACAAGUUUCUCCCCAAAAGUUGGACUCCAGAAGAUCUGAGUUGGAAAAGAAUUAAAAAGACGUCAUCUUACAAACCAUGGUAUAAGGAGUUUCAGGGAUUCAGUCAGUUUUUAUUACUUCAGGCCUUACAAACAUAUUCUGAUGACGUCUUGUCUUCUGAAACAAAGACCAAAAUUGAUCCCACAUCUGGCCCAAGGAUCAUAACAUGCCGAAGGAAUGUCUUUUAUGCCCCUGGCUAUAGAAGAGAUGAUACUGAGAAUGGAGUAUUGGAUCCUGACUUAGAAAAUGACGAUUACUUUGUUAGGAAGACUGGGGCUUUCCAUGCAAAUCCUGUUGUUCUUCAAGCCUUCGAAAAUUUUAGAAGAUACUCUGUAACAGAUGAUUUCAUAGAGCGAGAUAUAAUCCUGCAACAGCGAGAAGGUGAUCCUACACUUCCAGAUUUAGAAAAAGAUGAUAUGAUUGUUCGCAGAAUUCCAACACAGAAGAAAGAGGUGCCUUUAUCAGGAGCCCCAGAUAAAUAUCACCCAAUCCCCUUUCCAGAACCUUGGACUCUCCCACCAGAAAUCCGAGCCAGAUUUCUCUGUGUGCUUGAAAGGACAUCUCCAUCAAAAGAAAAAAGUAGUAGUUGUAGAGUCUUAGUUCCAUCUUCUUGUCAAAAGAAAGAUGAUAUGUUGACUCGUAAGAUUGAGUCCUGGAAAUUAGGAGCAACUGUACCAUCCAUCAGUUUCACUCCUGGUCCAUGCAGUGAAGAGGACUUAAAAAAAUGGGAGGCUAUCCGAGCAGCGAGCAAAGUUAGGCACAAGAAACGACAGAUGGUUGAGAGACUCUUUCAAAAGAUUUCUGAUGAGAAUGGGAACAAAUCUUUGAGUGAUGUCACUGCAGAAGAUGUACAUAAUUUGCGCCAACUUCGCUAUGAAGAAAUGCAGAAAAUAAAAUCACAACUGCAAGAACAAGACCAGCAGUGGCAGGAUGACCUAGCAAAAUGGAAAAAUCGUCGAAAAAGUUAUACUUCAGAUCUGCAAAAGAAAAAGGAAGAGAGGGAAGAAAUUGAAAAGCAGUCUCUUGAGAGGUCUCAGAGGAGCUCAAAAACAUUUGGAGAAAUUCUCCAGGACAGGGAAAUCAGAAACCAAGAAACCAACAGUCUUCGGCAGAAAACAUUUGAUCAUGAGAGAAUGUAUUCUUCUAAUGAUGAGGUAUUCAAUGAAGCAAAAGAGUCUCCUGUGCCGACUUUGACAAGAGAAAGUUACCUGAAUGAGGGAAGAGAGAAGGAAGUGACUUAUGGUGCAGAGAGUGGUAAAGAAAAUUCUUCAAGCCUUUUGAAGAUGGAGGACUAUGGAACAGCAGAAAUUCAGGUUCCUUCUCAAAGCCUGACAGAGAAACAAAGCUCAGCCUCAGCUUUGUCUUCUAACCAUUCACUGAGUAUACAAAUGGGACCUGCUCGGGUUUCAGCAUCUCUCCCCAGAAGUUACCAGAAAACUGAUACAUCUAGAUUAACAUCGGUGGUUACGCCAAGACCUUUUGGUUCCCAGUCGAGAGGGAUCUCAUCACUUCCCAGAUCUUAUACGAUGGAUGAUGCUUGGAAGUACAAUGGAGAUGUAGAAGUCACUAAAAGAAUUCAAGAAAGUUCAAAAAGUGGCUCUUUCUCAAAAUCAGAUGACAGCCAGCUUCACUCAAGCUCAGCCUUGAAACGUGUUGAAGUGGAAGCAAAAGAAAGUGAGAAGACAGCGCCACCCACUACACCCUUGUACUUGCCCAUUUCCCAGGAACGUGAUGCUUUUCCUAAAUCAGAACAGCCUUUAACUUCUGACUCUUUGUCAGUUUCUGAGUCUUUAGAAGGGAGAAAUUCUUCAUCACCUGAGCCUUCAAGGACAAAGGAUCAGUUCAGUGAUAUGAGAAUCAUUAUGAUCCACAGCCCUGGGAACAACGAUGCUGACUUUGGGUUUACAGUAAGAUGGGAUUUUUCUGGAAUCUUCGUGCAAUCAGUUCAAGCAGGUAGCCCAGCAGCAUUAUCUCAGCUACAGGUAGAUGAUGAAAUUAUUGCUGUUAAUAACACCAAGUUUUCAAAUAAGGACACAGAUAAGUGGGCAGAGAUCAUGGCUAAUGCAGGAGAAACUGGAAAUCUAGUUGUAGAUGUCAGGCGUUAUGGAAAAAAUGGUUCACCUGAAACUAAGUGGAUUGAUGCAACUUCUGGAGUUCACAGUUCAGACAAGGCUUCAAACCUUUCAAUAAAGAGCGAUUUCUCCGAAAGCCUUCAAAAUUCUAAUAUUGAAACAAAAGGAAUAAAUGGCAUAAGUGGUGAAAGCAGCUCUAUUGAGCCCAAAGCAUCUGAACCUAUUUCUUUGAAAAACUUAAAAAGGCGAUCACAAUUUUUUGAACAAGGAAGUUCUGAUUCUGUGGUGCCUGAUCUUCCAGUUCCAACCAUCAAUGCUCCAAGUCGCUGGGCUUGGGAUCAAGAGGAAGAAAGGAAACGACAGGAAAAAUGGCAGAAAGAACAGGAUCGUUUGUUGCAGGAAAAGUAUCAACGUGAACAGGAAAAACUGAGGGAAAAGUGGCAGAGGGCUCAACAAGAGGCCGAGAAAGAGAACUCAAAGUAUUUAGAUGAGGAACAGAUGGUAUUAAACUCAAAUAGUGUUUCUCUCACCUGGCGUGAGCCUGCUCUUGCUAACUGGGAGACAAAUUGGAGAGAAGAGAUUUAUCCUUCAGACGGAGAAAAAAACAGAGCAGAAGAGGAAGAAAGACUCCGUCAUGAAGAACAGAAAAGGAAAUUAGAAGAACAGCUUCUCCUUGAGAAAGAGAAGAAGUUAAAGGAACUGGAGGAAGAAGUAGAGCAGAAGCAGCAGGCAGAGAUAGAGGAGAAGAGGCGGCGAGCAGAGAUAGAGGAGCAGAGGCGGUGGGCAGAGAUAGAGGAGCAGAAGCGGCAGACAGAGAAAGAAACUUCAGUGCAGAUAUAUCAGUAUAAAAGGCCUGUUGAUCACUUUGAAAUAUCAAAGCAAGGAGAUGACUCAACAAAUCUACUUCCUAGUGACAGGAAUAAAUCGAGGUCUAUUACUGAAUUGGAUCACCCCACAAGCAGAAAUGGGAGCACCAAAUAUUCGGACCGGAUUGGGAAUGCGGGCUAUUCACAGAAAGGUUCUCGAAAAGAGCAGGCCACAUCAGAAGCUGAGAUGGAAAGGCAGCAGAUCCUUCAGGAAAUGAGGAAGAAGACUUCCCUCCAUAAUGACAACAGCUGGAUCAGACAACGGAGCGCCAGUGUCACCAAGGAGCCUAUCUCCCUGCCUGGCACCAUGAGACGAGGUGAAUCUCUAGAUAAUCUAGACUCCCCCAGAUCAAAUUCAUGGAGACAUGCUCCUUGGAUGAAUCAGUCCACAGGGUUUCACACGUCUUCAUCUGUGCAAGACUUCAGUCGUCCACCUCCACAAAUUGUGUCCACAUCCAACCGUGCUUAUAUGCGAAAUCCAUCUUCCAGUUUGGUAUCUUCUUCUUUUGGUUCUGUACGGACGGGAACUUUAUCAUCAGCACCUUCCCCAGCACCUCGAACACAGCCCCCUUCUACUUCUCAGUCAGGGACACAGCAGCGAAACAGGUCAGUCAGUGGGAAGAGAGUAUGCUCCUACUGUAAUAACAUUCUGGGCAAGGGAGCGGCCAUGAUCAUCGAGUCUUUGGGGCUUUGUUAUCAUUUACAUUGUUUUAAGUGUGUGGCCUGUGAGCGUGACCUUGGGGGCUCCAGCUCAGGAGCAGAAGUCAGAAUCCGAAAUAAUGAAUUGUACUGCAAUGAGUGCUAUCUCCGAUUCAAAUCUGGACAGCCAACCUCCAUGUGAAGUUAACCUCCAUACGAAAGCACUGUUGCAGAUAGAAGAAGAGGUGGUUGCUGCUGGUGUAGAUCUAUAAAUAUAUAUUGUAUGUCUUUUUUUUUAAAGAGUAACUUUUUUUUUUGGCCUGUCUAGAUUACAUAGGAACAUUUAUAUCCCUCAUGUUAACUGUAUUUUUUUUUGUUAUUUAUAAGAAGGUAAUCAUGUUUUGGGAAAAGCACAGUAUUCACUUUUUGAAUUCAGCAUAUUAAAAGCACAAGGGAGAACAAAUACUUAAUAAUAAUUUCAAAAUAUUUUUGAGGCUAAUAAUUCAUAUCUAGCUUGACUUUCCAAUGGUGUAUGAAGAGGAUGUUUUUUUGAAAGAAAGAAUGCUCUUAAACAUUAUUUGAAAUAGCUAAUUUAAAUAUAUUUGCAAUGGCUGACUGUAUUUGUAAUGUAUACCACAAAAUAAGCAAUGCAGACCUAUUGCAUUAAUAUUUGUUUUCUGUAGUCUGGUUUUCUAACUUACUCCCAUUGUGAUUUUUUUCCCAUAUUCAUAUAUAAUAUUCUUUUUUUUUUUUGAUGAGGGGGACUCUUGUAUUGGUUGAUCAGUGGAUUUAGUUUUGAACAAUUCACUCUUAAGAGUUUCUUCUCUUCACUAAGAAAAUAUAACUAUGGCUUGUGCAACAAAAGUUUUUUUUUCCUCCCCAAGAGCUAGUGUAUUUCUUUACUGUUCGAACUGCAUUUGUAAAUAAACUUGCUGAUGCAUUUAA
This is a messenger RNA of Phascolarctos cinereus (koala), 5757 nucleotides long. RefSeq names its product LIM domain 7 (gene LMO7). Gene Ontology annotation, biological process: regulation of cell adhesion; regulation of signaling. Lineage: Eukaryota; Metazoa; Chordata; Mammalia; Diprotodontia; Phascolarctidae. The record is from RefSeq and is a predicted model, not a curated record. Gene Ontology annotation, molecular function: protein binding.